AAACUGACUGCAAUGUUCGCUGGGAAUUUUCCACGUCCAAAUCAAAUAUAUGUAACAAUCCAUAAUCGUCAAGAAUUCACAUUGAAAUUCUCUUGUUGAAAGCUAAGAUCCGCUGAGGUUCAAUGACAUGGUUUGACCAGAUUGGUUAGUUCCCGAUAUCCCGGAUCUGGUAACUAAUUAGCCGAUGAAAUAUCUCCAGAGCGGCAUCGUUCAACUAAUGUUAAACCACUUUAUGCCCCAGAGGCCAUAACUCCCCAUACCCAACAUCUGACUGAACGGCGCUACUGGAGACCAUGAAUGAAAUGAAAACGCUAAGCCUAAGGUUUCGAUUCCAUUUAACGAGGCCAUUUCAUUAUUCUGGUUCUCCGCGAACUUCAUCAACCUUCGCGCGCCCUCGUCUCGCUGGAGAAGAGCCGGACUUCUACGGAGAGGGUGGUUUCCACCGUGUUGCGCUUGGUGACACUUUUGAUGCUGGCAGAUACCAUAUCCUGAGGAAGCUCGGCUAUGGACAGUAUUCCACCGUCUGGCUUGCCAGAGAUUCUAAGCAUCAGAGAUAUGUAGCGCUUAAAAUACUCAGAGCGGACUGUUACGGUGGUCCUGAGCGAGGGAUCCUCUCCAAGAUCACAGAUAUCUCUGCGAGAAGCAAACAUGAAGGCCGACAUCACAUAUUACCCUUUCUGCAUCAAUUCAAACAUAUCGGCCCAAAUGGGGUACAUGUUUGCUUCGUCCUUGAAGUUCUAGGACACCAUUUGUAUUUUCAAUGCUCAAAAUAUAAAGACGGACGUCUCCCAGUUCGAGCUAUAAAAAGAAUUGCCCGUCAACUUCUCCUUGGGCUUGACUUUCUGCAUACAGAGUGCGGUGUUAUCCAUACCGAUAUGCACCCGAAGAAUAUACUUUUAGAACUGGAAGAUCCACACACAGCCAUUUCACGACAUCUAUCGGAGGUCCCUCCACGGACAGAUACCCAGUCUGGUGAGGUAUUACCACUUCGGGAAGUUAUGAAAAUUCCUCCGAUUUCUGAAAUCAAGGAACCUUACAUUAGGAUAAUUGACUUCGGCGUAGCUACCUACAGACACAAACAUCACUCACAAAAAAUUCAACCGCCAGCUUUAAGAGCACCUGAGGUGACAAUAGGUGCUCCCUGGGACACAGGAGUAGACAUAUGGAGUCUUGGAUGUCUUGUUAGUAAAUAUCUCUUUUAUAUAUAAACCGUUAUGCGAAUUUAACAUGACAGUCGGCGCGCUUGCAAAUAGGUCGUAGAGUUUAUGCAGGGAAUAGUUCUCUUCUCUGGACAAGAAUCAAAGCAUGGGGAUUGGACAGCCGAUGAUGACCGGCUGGCAAAGACCAUUGAGGUCCUUGGUCCAUUCCCACUCGAGCUUCUCAAGAAAGGAAAUAAUUCAGGAGAAUUCUUUCAUGAAAAUGGAGAUCUUCGAAGAAUUGCAAAUUUGGUCCCUACGACGCUUGAAAGUAUUAUCAAUGGUUCCGCCUCGCCCUUCUUGAAACCAAACGACAUGCCCGAUGCGCAGGUGCCAGUCUUUAUCGAUUUUCUUAAGGGGAUGUUAACAAUUAAUCCCGAUCACCGACGGGCAGCAGCUGAUUUAUUGCAGCAUGAAUGGUUGAACCUGUGAUCCUCCUACAGGAAUGAGAACAUGUCGCCUUCACGGGGAUUCUCCUCUCGUUUCUCAGAUUACCGCACGGUGGAAUUAUAAUUGACAAUGUUAUAUGGGGGAUAUCCAGCAGGAAUUUCGAAAGAGAGCUGGCAGAAACUAUAAAACUAUUUAUACAACACGUCCCACACGUCGCAUCUCCCAUCCACAUUUUUGGAAUCUAUAGUUGCAAACACCUUUCUCCCUUCAUCGCCUAUUCCAGCUCUGGCACCACCGCCGAUCACCCCGAGUCGUGGAGCUUUCUUCCAUCCCGGGCCCUUGUUUGGAUGCUUAGCAAAAUUCGCCCAUGCUUUCUGCAUCACCUUACCAACCUUUACCUGGAACUUUGUAGCCCCCUUUCGCGGAUAUGUUCCAAAAAUGUACUUAAUCUCUAAUCCGUGGUACGCUCCGCUUCCAUCAAAUAGUUCCGUGUUCGGGAAACUCGCGUUGAAAUAAUACCGCCACACAUCAAUACCGACCGUUGCGCUAUCCUGUGUGACUAGCCUUGCUAGACACUGGAAAGAAAAUUCAGUAAGGAUGGCUGCGAGACGUUCGGGUUCGUUGCCGAUUCCUGGAGCACCGAUAGGGUAUGUGUCUAGUAUCCUUUGAAUGAUUUCGCCCGGAACAUCCGGCAAAGACGCACGGAGGAAUGCUUCAGUGUCAUUCAUGCCAACCGUGAUUGGACGAUUUUCGUCAGCGUUACUUCCCAUUAACACUGGUACGCGCGCAAUAAGUGAUUUCUCAUCAGUCGAAUCGAGACGAUCUUGGCGUGGUGUAUCUGCCCAGGUGACGCCGCCGUCUGCCAUCGGACCGAAUGCUAGCUGUUGUCGUUCGAUGAUUGCUUUCAGCUCCAGUGCAGGAAUAGCACGAACGCAUUCGAGGCCAUUUGUGGAAGGGCAGUUAGUCGCCUCCAAAAGCUUGCCCCAUGAAGCAACGGGAUCAGCAGCGAGCAUUCUUACUGUGGACUGGCCAGAUUGCAUAAUGGCGGCGCGGAAGGGAAUAGGGUUCGGCGGAGCGGUGAUAAGGCCAUCGACACUUCCUCCGCCUGCACUUUCUCCGAAAAUCGUUAUUUUCUCUGCAUCACCGCCGAAAGCUGCGAUAUUACGUCGAACCCAAUCCAAAGCGAGCCGUUGGUCCAGCAAUCUGCCCGAAUUAUAUAGUUAGACCUCGACCCUAUCUUUUAAGUUCUUAACGAAUACGAAACUUACCCCAGGUUCUUCUCCGCCGCUGGUAGCUCAGGCGACCCGGGGAACCCAAACAGGUUUGUCCGGUAGUUGAAAGUCACCAAGACAACAUUUUGAUUAACAGCAAAGCUGGAGCCAUCAUAAAGAGGUAGAGAACCGGAACCAAAAACGUAAGAACCUCCAUAUAUCCAGACGAGGACAGCCCUAGGGCCCUUGGGUGGAGACGCCGGGGCGAAGACAUUCAGAUUUAGACAGUCCUCGCUCUCUCCGGCUGGAGGCGGAGGCGUGUUGUACCAUUCGAUUGACUGAUUGCGUUGUUCUUCCGGGUAAUUAAACUGCUGGAUGCAAGAGGGCUUGUAUCUGGAGGCGUCAUAAACUCUCUGCCAUGGCCGGACUGGUUCGGGGGCCUUAAAACGAACAGGAGGUUCAGCGAAGGGAAUACCAAGGAAUUUAUUGACGGGGCGAGUAGAGGACGGAAGCCAGGUGGCAGUCCCCGCAACGGUCCCUGAGUCUAUAGUCGCCGUAGGUCGACAUUUUGGUUUGCGACAUGGAGUUGAGUUGGCAGUGGCGGCACAGAGAGCUAUGGUCAACGUUAGGACGGAAAAAUACAUGGCGGGCGUUUUGGAUUUGGUGAACAUAGGUAUAAAUUGGACAUUUGAGAGGGAGGCCCGCCUUUCUCAACAUAUGUAUCGCGGGCUCUUAUAUAUAGGUGAACGAAACCAUCCCGAGUCUGCAAUGUGUUUGUUAGCUUUUGCCCUAAAACACUUAGAACAUCUCCCAGUCUUUCUCUCUCUCUCUCUCUCUUUUUUUUUUUUUUUUUUUCCGGUACGUUUUUUUCAGCUCAUGGUCUAUACGCGUAUCCGGACUACAAGAGGCGGACCUAUGAGAUAUUCGGCGCUUGCUAGGGGCGCAUGCGGAUCCUUCCCCCUCAAUGAUUCAGCUAUACGAUGUUUCAAGCAGAAUGCGAAAUUUCCGCUGAUAGCUUAGCAACCUCAACUCAACUUACCAUAUGAAAUCUUGUAUUCUAAGGUCUAGUGGAUAUAUUUCAAUACCAUGAUCCUUUUCCCUC
Messenger RNA from Blastomyces gilchristii SLH14081, 3899 nucleotides. Its product is annotated as CMGC/SRPK protein kinase, variant 2. The coding region runs from base 294 to 1208 and encodes 304 amino acids. The transcript is spliced from 6 exons. Gene Ontology annotation, biological process: protein phosphorylation; spliceosomal complex assembly; regulation of mRNA processing. Gene Ontology annotation, molecular function: protein kinase activity; ATP binding. The record is from RefSeq and is a predicted model, not a curated record. NCBI's taxonomy places the organism in Eukaryota, Fungi, Ascomycota, Eurotiomycetes, Onygenales, Ajellomycetaceae.